Molecule: messenger RNA, 2526 nt
Organism: Nicotiana attenuata
Lineage: Eukaryota; Viridiplantae; Streptophyta; Magnoliopsida; Solanales; Solanaceae
Product: protein NRT1/ PTR FAMILY 6.1
Exons: 4
Coding region: 236-2194 (652 amino acids)
Biological process (GO): oligopeptide transport; transmembrane transport
Cellular component (GO): membrane
Molecular function (GO): transmembrane transporter activity
Source: RefSeq, a predicted model, not a curated record
CUGCUUUAAUUUCCUAUCUGUCUUGAAAUAUGACCUUUACACUCUUUGGUUUUAUUAUUACUCUCCAACUUUCCUAAGCUAUCAUUACUUGGACCUUUGUUUUCUCCCAUCUAAUUUGGUCAAAGUAUUCAGCAGAGUUUGUUUUCCAUCUGCUAAUAUCAAGUGUUGGUGUAUAUAUAUGAAGUGUGUGUGAUAAAGAAAGAAGGCAGGGGAGGGAACUUGUAGAUGUGAAAAGAUGGGAAGUAAAGAAAGGGAAAUCAAAUCACCUGAAGUUCAGUUGGGAGAGAAUAAUUCUGAUUCAGGAAAACGGGGAUCAAAGAAGUUGGGCAUCUACUUCAUUGAAUCGGAUAGUAGGAGAACGCCUUUGGGGCGUGGUUACAGUGCCGGAGUAGGAGGAGCUACUCCUGUGAACAUACAUGGGAAGCCUAUCCGCGAUAUGUCCAAGACGGGGGGCUGGAUAGCUGCAUUGUUCAUAUUUGGAAAUGAAAUGGCUGAAAGAAUGGCUUACUUUGGCCUAUCAGUCAACAUGGUCGCCUUCAUGUUCUACGUUAUGCACCGCCCUUUCUCUUCCUCUGCCAAUGCAGUUAACUAUUUUUUAGGUAUAUCACAGGCAUCCUCUGUGCUCGGUGGUUUCAUCGCUGAUGCUUACCUCGGUAGAUAUUGGACUAUUGCCAUCUUUACCACCAUUUAUCUUGCGGGAUUAACAGGAAUAACGUUAUUAGCAACAAUGAAGGUAUUUGUUCCAAAUCAAGAAGGAUGUGAUCAGAUUGCUCUUCUUCUAGGCAACUGUGAGCCAGCUAAAUCUUGGCAAAUGACAUACCUCUACACAGUGUUGUAUGUGACGGGGUUUGGAGCAGCAGGGAUAAGGCCUUGUGUUUCAUCAUUCGGGGCUGAUCAAUUUGACGAGAGAAGCAGGAACUAUAGGUCACACCUGGACAGGUUUUUCAACUUCUUCUACCUGUCGGUCACAGUUGGGGCCAUCGUGGCCUUCACUGCAGUCGUGUAUAUUCAGAUUAAACACGGAUGGGGAGCUGCCUUUGGUUCUUUGGCCAUUGCUAUGGGCCUGUCCAACAUGUUCUUCUUUGCUGGUACUCCGCUGUAUAGGCAUAGGUUGCCCGGAGGCAGUCCUCUUACGCGUGUGGCCCAAGUGCUCGUUGCUGCCUUCCGCAAGAGGAACGUUUCCUUUCAAAGCAGUGAGUUUGUGGGCUUGUAUGAGCUUCCAGGUAAAAGAUCUGCUAUCAAAGGAAGCAACAAAAUAGCUCAUACCGAUGAUUUCAGAUGUUUAGACAAAGCGGCUCUGCAGCUAAAGGAAGACGAUGGUACAAAUCCGUGGCGGCUUUGCACAGUGACUCAAGUAGAGGAAGUUAAAAUCCUACUGAAACUUAUUCCAAUUCCAUCAUGCACUAUAAUGAUAAAUGUCAUCUUAACAGAGUUCUUGACUCUAUCGGUACAACAAGCGUAUACAUUGAACACUCACAUGGGACAUCUAAAACUACCUGUCACAUGCAUGCCAGUGUUUCCAGGCCUCAGCAUUUUCCUGCUGCUCUCACUCUAUUACUCCGUGUUCGUUCCAAUAUCCAGGCGGAUCACUGGCAACCCUCACGGUGCUUCUCAGCUACAACGAGUUGGGAUUGGUUUGGCUGUCUCAAUCCUCUCGGCGGCGUGGGCAGGAGUCUUUGAGAGGUAUCGGAGAACUUACGCGAUACAACAUGAGUACGAGGCUAGCUUCUUGACUCCUAUGCCUGACCUCAGCGCGUAUUGGUUACUAAUCCAGUAUUGUCUGAUUGGGAUAGCUGAAGUUUUCUGUAUAGUGGGAUUACUUGAAUUCCUAUAUGAAGAAGCUCCUGAUGCAAUGAGAAGCAUUGGUUCAGCUUAUGCUGCUGUGGCUGGUGGUCUUGGUUGCUUUGCAGCCUCUAUUUUGAACACCAUAGUCAAGUCUGUCACUCGGGGAAAAGGCGAAAGACGAGAAUCAUGGCUUUCCCAGAAUAUAAACACAGGGAGAUUUGAUUAUUUCUAUUGGCUCCUUACAAUCAUGAGUCUCAUCAAUUUUGCUGCUUUUCUUUACGCGGCAAAUCGUUAUCAGUACAGAGCAAAGGAUGAGAUUCAGACAAACGGGCUUGAAUCCGAUCAUACCAACACUAACGCAUCAGAUCCCAUCAGAACUCCGAAGUUGAGCGUGUUUGGUGGAGAGUAGUACUAAAAAGUGAGAGAAGACCUAACACUACGGGUCAACAACCAUAUAUAAUAUAGUUGUUCCUUAACAAAGGAAAAAAAAUUCGUAUCUCAUUGUUUGAAGCAUUGUGUUUGACAAAUUCUAUUCUUGUAAGUGACAUAGCAAUAGCAGUAGGAAGGAGAAGAACCAGCCAAGAAACGCUAAGACAUGAGAAAGGAAGAAGAGAUAAACUCUCAGUUCCUAGAGAUAUGAUUUAUUAAUAUGCAUUGCUUGAAAUCAUUUUUUCAGUGAUUUGAGUUUUUUAAAUCAUUUUAGGCGAAUUAAAUACAUAUAUUUGUCCCACUUGUAGGAAA